AUGCUGAUGGAAAAUCUUCUCAGAUCCAAGGAAUGGUGGGAUCUCAUUGAAACAGGGAUUCCAACGAGAGCGGCGAACGUGAUCCUCACCGGACCACAGAGGACGGAGCUGGCUGAGAAGACCGUGAUAGAUCACAAGGUAAAAAACUAUUUGUUUGCCUCGAUUGACAAGACAAUUCUCAAGACGAUUCUGAAGAAGGAGACAUCUAAGGAUCUGUGGGAAUCAAUGAAAAGGAAGUAUCAAGGGAAUGAUCGAGUUCAAAGCGCGCAACUGCAGAGACUGCGCAGAGACUUUGAGGUGUUGGAGAUGAAGAUCGGAGAAACCAUCACUGCUUAUUUCUCGAGAGUGAUGGAGGUAGCAAACAACAUGCGGAAUCUCGGAGAAGAGAUGCCAGAUUCAAAGGUUGUUGAGAAGAUUAUGAGAACUUUGGUUGAAAAGUUCACAUAUGUUGUGUGUGCCAUUGAGGAGUCUAAUGACAUCAAACACAUGACGGUGGAUGGAUUGCAGAGCUCGCUGAUGGUACACGAGCAGAACCUGAGUCGGCAUGCUGGAGAAGAGCGUGCCUUGAAGGUGGAAGGGCAAUGGAAUAGCUAUGGCAGAGGCAGAGGUAACUCCCCAACUCGAGGAAGAGGCAGAGGAGGGUACCAAGGAAGAGGACGUGGUGGUAACAUCCCAAGGGAACAAGUGGAAUGUUACAAGUGCCACAAGAAGGGGCAUUACAAGUCUGAGUGUCCAGAGUGGGACAAAGAAGCGAAUUAUGCAGAGUUUGAUGAGGAUAUGGUUCUGAUGGCUCAUGUCGAGAACAAGGAAGAAGAAGAGUACGUAUGGUUCCUUGAUUCUGGCUGCAGCAACCAUAUGUGUGGCACAAAGGAGUGGUUCACUGAUUUUGAUGGAGACUUUCGUCACAAUGUCAAGCUUGGGGAUGACAGACGAUUGGUGGUGGAAGGAAAAGGAAGUUUAAGGCUGGAGAUCAACGGAAUGAUCAGGGUGAUCACAUCCGUAUACUAUGUGCCUGGACUGAGAAACAACCUACUCAGUAUUGGGCAGCUGCAGGAGAAAGGACUCAGAGUAGUCAUCGAAGACAAUGUUUGUGAGAUUUGGCACAAACAACAGAAGGAGAUGGUGAUGUAUUCAAUCAUGACAAAGAACAGAAUGUUCAUUGCUCUAGCCAAAGUGAGAAGUGCGAGAGAGACUGAAGAUGGGAAGUGUUUACUUGUCUCAGAGAAGACAGAGAAGCUAUGGCACAGAAGGUUUGGUCAUCUAAACUAUGGAGGGUUGAGAAUCUUGGCAGCAAAGAAGAUGGUGAAUGGAUUACCAAUCACGGGUCUAGAAGAGACUGAAGCUGCAUGUGACAUCUGUUUCAGGGGGAAACAAAAUCGUCACAGUAUCCCAAAGAAGAGUGAUUGGAAGUCGACAACGCCACUACAACUCGUUCACAGUGAUAUCUGUGGACCCAUCUCACCAAUCUCAGAGAGUGGAAAAAGGUACAUUAUCAAUUUUAUUGAUGAUUUCAGCAGGAAAUGUUGGACAUUUCUGUUGACUGAGAAGUCAGAGGCCUUUCAAGUCUUUAAAGAGUUCAAGGCUGCAGCAGAGAGAGAAUCUGGACAACAGUUGGUGUGUCUCAGAACAGAUAGAGGAGGCGAGUAUAGCUCUAAGGCAUUUGAAGAAUUCUGUAGGGAGAAUGGCAUAAAGCGACAACUCACAGCAGCAUACACACCCCAGCAAAAUGGUGUAGCAGAGAUGAAGAAUAGAAGUGUCAUGAAUAUGACAAGGUGUAUGCUACUGGAGAUGUCAGUACCAAGGAGAUUUUGGGCUGAAGCUGUUCAAUAUGCAGUUCAUAUCUUGAACAGAAGCCCAUCUGCUGCAUUAGGUGAGAUCACACCAGAAGAAAAGUGGAGUCAACACAAGCCAUCGGUGGAAUAUUUGAAGAUAUUUGGCUGUGUUGCCUUUGCUCUAGUGCCAUACGAAAGAAGAAUCAAGCUUGACGAGAAGAGUGUGAAGUGUGUGAUGUUCGGUUUGAGCAAGGAGUCAAAGGCUUAUCGUUUAGCUGCCGAAAACUUAAACGAGCCAGAAGAACAGAAUGCAGAGACGAGUGACGAAACAGAAAAUGAAGAAGAAGAGAAUGGGGAAGAAGGAAACGAGGAAGCAGAGACAACUCAAGAGGUAGUUGUUAAUCCAACACCUGCACGUGAGGGAGGAAGAAACAGACAAGUGCCUGUCUGGAUGAAAGAUUACGUGCAGGGAAAUACAAGCAAUGCAGGCUUCGUGAUUUCUGAGGAUGGAGAUGACAUCUUAGCAAUGUUUAUUGCUACAGAUGAUCCAGACUGUUUUGAGGAAGCAGUGCAACAUGAGGUCUGGAGAAAGGCGAUGGAGGCUGAGAUCAAAUCGAUCGAAGAGAAUCACACUUGGGAGUUGAUGGAAUUACCACUCGGAGCCAAAGUGAUCGGAGUGAAAUGGGUUUUCAAAACCAAGUUCAAUGAGAGGGGAGAAAUUGACAAGUUCAAGGCGCGUUUGGUGGCAAAAGGGUACCAUCAGAAGCAUGGGAUUGAUUUUCACGAGGUGUUUGCUCCAGUGGCGAGAUGGGAUACCAUACGAUCGAUUCUCGCUCUGGCUGCAAAAAGAGAUUGGAGUGUGUAUCAGCUUGAUGUCAAGAGUGCCUUUCUUCAUGGGGAGUUGAAUGAAGACGUCUAUGUAGAGCAGCCUAAGGGUUUCAUACUUGAAGAGGAAUCCAACAAAGUUUACAAACUGAGGAAAGCACUAUAUGGGCUCAAGCAAGCACCAAGGGCUUGGUACAGUCGCAUUGAAGGUUAUUUCAUGAAGGAGAAGUUUGAAAAGGCCUACUGUGAACACACUCUGUUCGUGAAGAGAAGAGGAGAUGAGAUUCUCAUCGUGAGCUUGUACGUGGACGAUCUGAUCUACACAGGGAACUCAUCGUGA
This is a messenger RNA of Microthlaspi erraticum, 2937 nucleotides long. Lineage: Eukaryota; Viridiplantae; Streptophyta; Magnoliopsida; Brassicales; Brassicaceae. The record is from the annotation of a GenBank genome assembly.